This is a messenger RNA of Linderina pennispora, 1482 nucleotides long. RefSeq lists its product as uncharacterized. The record is from RefSeq and is a predicted model, not a curated record. Gene Ontology annotation, molecular function: RNA polymerase core enzyme binding; RNA polymerase II CTD heptapeptide repeat phosphatase activity. Lineage: Eukaryota; Fungi; Kickxellomycota; Kickxellomycetes; Kickxellales; Kickxellaceae. Gene Ontology annotation, cellular component: nucleus; cytoplasm. Bases 1 to 1482 code for a protein of 493 amino acids. The transcript is spliced from 3 exons.
AUGAGCACAAGUCCCAGACCCCUGCGGGCGGCACCCGGCACCCGGCAGCUGCAAAAGAAAAAGAACACGGAGACACAGCAGGUACAGCAGCGGCGGCGUGACGCGGUCAAACAGAGCAUGCGCACCAAGCAGCAGUACGACCGGCUGACGCUGAGCUGGCAAGAGAAGCUGCUGAGCCCAGUGUCGAUAGUGCAGCUGCAGCAGGCAGCGCAGUACAUGACGGCGGACGAUUACCUGAGCGUGCAGUACCAUAUUUCACUGUCGCGGCGCAAGCUGUUCGAUGUGACAGAGCAGAAGGAGUACUGCAGCAACCGGUGCAUGGUCGGGUCGCGGUUCUUCCGGCAGCAAUUGUCGAACGAGCCGCUGUAUAUGCGAGCGCCCGGGAAGCUGGAGGUAUCGGUGAUGCCGGUGGAGGAUGAGGCAGUGGAGGCCAUCGAGCUGGACCGGCAGCUGGAGCAGCGCGUAUUGGCGGGCACCGGCGAGCGCGAGCUGGUGGACUGGUACAUGAGCUCGCUGUUUGCCAAGAUGAAGAUCCCCGAGGCGGUAGCGCAUGCAAACAACCCGCUGACGAUUGUGGAGCGCGAAGGCGGCGCUGCAGCUGCGAUGGAGGUCAGCGACGGCAUGGCGCGGCUCCAGUUUGCCGAUGUUGAGGGGUUUGAGCCGGCGGUAGGAUGCAGCUCGGAUCAAGACGGCCGUGGGGCAUGCCAGGCGCGCGAACGACAAAAAGUCCAAAUUCCUGGCGGCGCGCAGUGCGCUGCGCAAGGCGCGGCGCAGCCAGCUCGCAGCGCGCUGGAGCGCGUGGCUCGGUUCGAUACAGGCAGUGAGCCGCAUACUGAGUCGGAGGCGGCAAGUGACGUUGUGGCGCCGUGGGACAGCGAGUCGGACGACGGGGUCGGGUACAUAGCAUCAGACGACGAGUCGUCGCAGAGCGGCAGCAGUUCGGACGAUGACAUGUUUGGCGGCAUGAUCGGCGCGGCAGGAUCGCGAUCGGGCCCGUCGCUGUCGCUGUUCGGGCGGCUGUGGACGCUGGUGGACCGCAUGGUGACGCCGCAGACGCGCGCAUUCCUGCGCGACCUACAGACGGCUCAGAGCGCGCUGCCACUGAUCAGUAGCGCAGCGGAGUACAACUCAGCGCCGGGCGACAAGAGCAUGGCGACGCGGCACAGUCUGCUAGCGGGCAGCGUGGAGCGCGAGCUACUGGACGUGCAGCAGGAGCUGGGAGUGGAGCUGGGGCUGGGCCGCGAAAUGCACCUGCUGGUGUCGUCGCUGGCGCUGGGGCAGAACACCGUGGUGUUCGCGCGUGGCGAGCUGCGGCUGUUUGUGCUGGCACUGGUGUUUGCACUGGCGCGAGUGCUGCAGGGCCUGGCAGGCGCUCUGAGCGGCGAUGUGGUGGUGGGGCGGCUCGAGUAUGUGCUGCACCAGGCCAAGACCGAGCGGAGCGAGCUGGAGAUGGUUGCGCGGCGCUUCCACGAGGCAUACUGA